AAAUUGCGUAUUUCCUCGAGAAUAGCCCAGCACUAAGUUUAGCACAUAAUCGAGAUGUGAUGCGGAGGCACUUGGAGGGGACAUAUUCCACCCUGAAAUUCUGGGGUCAGCCGCAGCACGUUGCCAAUGCUGGUGUGCUCCACUCCGUCUACGGCGCUGGAGGGCAAUUUCGCUACAAAAUUCUCGGGUCAGGUAGUCGCGAUUCUUUGAUACCACUGUCUUUUACAUCAAGGGAUGCAUCUCCCCGAAUCACAGAUGGCGGGUCUACUGUUGCUGCAGCGAGGGAAAACACAGAAGAUGAGGACCUGCCACAACAUUGUUAUCCAAAGCGUGAUGAUUACACUCUGCCCGACGGCAUCAUCUUUCUUCAUGGAGAAACAAGUAAUGCUGAGAAUACAGCACGACAACUGUACUACGCAGAGGAUUUGCGGCCUAGUGCAGCGAUCGAGUGUCACGAUGAAUUGGCUGAAGAGGAAGUGCCUCGACAGUUUCGGAAGUUAGUCUCGUCUCUCGUAGGCUCUGCUGCUGAGCGACUCAUCUAUCUUUACUCGGUGAUUGAUUUCGCAUCUGUCGUCGAAGAAGUGCACUCAGCGGGUUCCCGUGGUUUUCUGGAAUCUUCCAGUUUAUACGUCAAAAGCUGGCGGGGACGGAACCGUGAUACGACCGGUCGCGAUUUUUCACGUAGCACUUCUACUGGCCGCGUAGACUCAUCGUCUGGAGAGAAGGUAAACCCGUACAAGCGUUACUACCUAUUGGAUAAGCGCGAUAUGGUGUCUUUGAUUAUCGUCGCAAUGGCGGACACCAUGGAUCAGGCGAAUGAUCGUUGCGGGUGGUGCGAGUGGCUACGACCUUACUCGGAAACGCUUGCAGUGCCGCAGCGUGCAGCGGGUAAGCGCGGAGAUCCGAUAGAUCUUCGGGACAGAAGCCACGACGGUAUUCCUGACAUCAAAAACGACACCAAUGACAGAUUCUGGCCCGGCAGUUCACGACCUCCAAUUCACCUUUUUCCGCAGGCACGUAUGGGACAGAUUCUGCGAAAAUACGGCGCUUUUCAUCGCUACGAGGAUGUAAAACUGAACCAGGAUGAAAAUACUUUCGCAAUGACUUCUCCUACUCCUCUGACGGAAUCAUCUUCGGGUAUAAUGCCUAAAGAUAACGCAGUCGCAGCACAAGUACAAGGUAAACACUUCCUACCAUCGGUAUUUGGUUUUUGUUCCUUGUUCACGGACCUAAGCGAAGAACGCGAACGGCGUGCGAGAAAUCUCCUGUGGGAGGUGAUGCAGAGAACUGCAAACGACGACGACAAAGCAAUAGCAGCGGAUGCUCAUGGAGGAUCAGACAGCUUCGUUCGAGGCAACGAUGGUUCUCACAACGUAGCUGCAGCAGGCGUAAGAGAUGGUGACGAGAAAGAUAUUAAAGUACAUCGAGUAGAAGUAAGCCUACGCCUACCACCACAACAAACAUCAGGGCUACGAUCGGACGUUGAUGAUGUUGCUGCGUCAUCCGCUUCCACAUCAGUGAAAGCGAGACAUGAACAAGCUGGGAACAAAGAUCCCACCAGCAGCGGAGAAGGCACCAUCAUCGAGGAUGAGAAGGAAAGUUCAUUUCAUCCUUCACAAACGCAAAAACAGCUCCUCGAAAUCGUAGAACUCAAUCCUUUUCUCGGAGAGCCAUGGUUACUACUUGCGCAGAGCUUUUUCAAGCACGGGUACUUUCUUUUGGCUUUUUUUGCUAGUAGCACCGCACUUGAGAACAUGAUCUUCAUGGGUACCGCUUAUCUCAAAACUUUCUCCUUUGCGACGUGGCUGUCAGCUGCUCGGGUACUUCGUGCCAAAAGUAGGAAUCUGCUCAGUGCGGCCGCUGGGGGGGAAGCUCAACCACGACUCGAUGUUGCACACGCAACCGGAACCGCGUCUGCUCUCGAUAAAGUCGCUGAUCAGUUUGCAGCGGACGAGGAAGAAUUUCUUUUCUCUCGGACGGAAAAAACUGAUGGUGAUGAUAAAGAGCUGCAUCGCUCGCAGGCGUCUCGCAGAAAAAGCAUUUUUGGAACUACGUCGCCAGAUGCACAUACAAGUCAACAUGAAGCACGCUCUAAUGAGCAUAUCAUAAAUUUGCAAACGGGCUUUCCUGAAGAUGCUGAUGGCCUUGUCGAUCUGAGUGUUUUCGGUUUUUAAACGCAAAGGCAAACAUAAAGAAGGCUACUUGAUAUUCCACCUGAAUAAAUUGACUUGGCAUUGGACAUGGACUUAAUGAAUAUUAUAUAACUCGUCUCAGACUCAGACAUUUUUUUCGCCUGAGACGAGAUCGAGAGAACAAGCGACUACAGACAAACGGGUACUGUUGUAGUAAUUUGGAGUGACCUAAAAGAGUAGAAGUGU
This is a messenger RNA of Amoebophrya sp. A25, 2378 nucleotides long. The record is from the annotation of a GenBank genome assembly. Lineage: Eukaryota; Dinophyceae; Syndiniales; Amoebophryaceae.